AUGGAAACCCUUCUCUCCCACUCGUUCGACUACCUCUCUUCCGCAUCACCACAAAAGAUUCGCAAAGGUCUAAGACAGGUCGAAGGCCUACUAGCACAGAUAUGCAUGUCUAAGCCUCAACAGCCUCUAAACAAGCGGCAUUCUAUGCUGGCUUUAGGGUCGAAUUCAACCACCACCCCGCCUAAGAAGCUCAAAGACCUGCACAGUGAUCCAGCAUAUAGAGAGUUCUUCAAACUGCAACAAGGCUUUCAGUGGAAUGUGUGUAUGCGACUGAUCAGCUGUCUGGAGAGACUACUGGGGAAAGAAAGCAAUGGCACAAACGACCUGUUGGUUAUACAGACCUUGGAGCUCAUUCAAGGAGUGCUGCUAUUACAUCCACCAAGCAGGGAACUCUUUGCCAGAGAAAUAUACAUGAACCUCUUUCUCGACCUUCUUGACCCACAAAACUGUCCCGCAAUACAAUCGACAACUCUGCUCGCCCUUGUAACCUCUCUCCUCGAUCAGCCAAGCAACACCCGCACUUUCGAAACCCUGGACGGUCUACUCGUUAUCACCUCUCUUUUCAAAUCUCGCUCCACGAGCCGCGAAGUCAAGAUGAAAUUGGUCGAAUUCCUUUACUUCUACCUUAUGCCAGAAACUGCACCACCAAAGCACGUGGUCACUAGUGCAACAAAUACAGCUGUCCUCGGCGGAAGAGGGAGAGAAAUUGCUGCUGCCUUCGACAGGGACAGGAGGAGGGAAAGCACUGUCCACAUCGACACAGAGAUAAAGGGAGAUGGGCAGACAAGAUCUACCACUGACAAGCAGGAAAUGUUGAGCAAGUAUCUGAGCAACGUGCAGGAUCUCGUGGAAGAUUUGAGUGAGGGCAGUGGACCAUUCGGAGUUGGAUCGUGA
Messenger RNA from Lithohypha guttulata, 894 nucleotides. RefSeq lists its product as uncharacterized. The transcript has 2 exons. NCBI's taxonomy places the organism in Eukaryota, Fungi, Ascomycota, Eurotiomycetes, Chaetothyriales, Trichomeriaceae. Bases 1 to 894 code for a protein of 297 amino acids. The record is from RefSeq and is a predicted model, not a curated record.